CCCUUUCUUGGGUCUUCCAUUGGUAUCAAAAUCGAAGAAACCUUGAUAAAACUUACGGGCUUAUCUCGAUCCAAAUCAUACACAAGCUCUAAUUCUCAUUUCCGAUUCAUAAAGUCAACAGCUUUCGAUUCCCCCAACAAAUCCGAAGUACAGACUACAUCAUGCUCCAAACCCUAGAUUACGAUCUUCCCCAUUCAUCACAAAAUCAGCGGAAACUGUAAAAAGUUCCUACAAAUCCGGAUGAUUGAUAGAUGGCAUCUUCUAAGUUGAUGAUGAAGAUGUCGUCUUCCACUUCAAGAAAUUCGGAUCUCAUCAGAAGAAAAUCCUCCAAUUCUUCCUCCUCUUCAACCUCAGCUACUCAUCUUAAUCAUAAUCACAAACGCCGUGGAAUCAGAACCGACAAGAAUUCUGGCGUCCUUCAGAUGACCGUUGACGGCGUUUCGCCAAUCGUUCACGAUAACAACGAACAACAAACUCCCGAGACGACUUUAUUCGACACUCUCUUAGACGCUGCAGGUGCCGUUUCUGCAACUAACGAUUCCGAGACCACCGGCAAUGUUAGCCGUCAAGAAAUUGUUCGCACUUCAUCAAACGGACCCCAAAAGACAGUGGAUGAUGUCUGGAAGGAGAUCGUGGCAAGCUGUAAGCAGGAGGUGCCAGACGAGUUGAUGACAUUAGAGGAUUUCUUGGCAAAGGCAGCGGCAGUGGAGGAAGAAGAUGUGAAAAUCAUCCCUCAACCUUUAACAUCUGAGAGAUUAAGUGGAGGCAUUUUCAGUUUUGAGAAUCCAAUGCAUCCCUUAAAUGUAGACGGUGUUGUAGGAUUCGGAAUUGGAGCUGAUGAAAUGGGAAAUAGAGGCAAAAGAAGAGCAAUCGUGGAGCCAUUAGAUAAAGCUGCACAACAGAGGCAAAGAAGAAUGAUUAAGAACAGAGAAUCAGCUGCAAGAUCAAGAGAACGAAAAAUGGCAUACCAAGCUGAAUUGGAAGCAUUAGCAGUGACUUUAGAAGAGGAGAAUGAAGCACUAUUGAGAGCAAAGGCAGAGCAGACUAGAAAAAGGUAUAAACAGUUGAUGGACAACAUAAUUCCAGUUACAGAGACAGAGACAAGAAGAAAGACAAAAUAUGUGCUGAGAAAAGUUCGAUCAUUGGAGUGGUAAUAGAAGGAAGACAUAAAUUAAAAUUCUAUUUGAUAGACAUGGAAAAAUUGGGAAUAAUGGUGCAAAUGCAACUACUAGCAAACUAAUUAUUUUGAAUCAACAUUUGUGGCUUCUUGAGUUUUUGUUCUUGGGCAUUUUCGAGGA
Messenger RNA from Lactuca sativa (garden lettuce), 1298 nucleotides. Its product is annotated as Basic-leucine zipper (bZIP) transcription factor family protein. Gene Ontology annotation, molecular function: DNA-binding transcription factor activity. Gene Ontology annotation, cellular component: nucleus. Gene Ontology annotation, biological process: positive regulation of DNA-templated transcription. The record is from RefSeq and is a predicted model, not a curated record. NCBI's taxonomy places the organism in Eukaryota, Viridiplantae, Streptophyta, Magnoliopsida, Asterales, Asteraceae.